Messenger RNA from Dendrobium catenatum, 711 nucleotides. RefSeq lists its product as uncharacterized. Lineage: Eukaryota; Viridiplantae; Streptophyta; Magnoliopsida; Asparagales; Orchidaceae. The coding region runs from base 1 to 711 and encodes 236 amino acids. The transcript has a single exon. The record is from RefSeq and is a predicted model, not a curated record.
AUGGGCAACUUCAUGAAUGCCAAUGGCUUGGUUGACCCUGGUUUCUCGGGACUUGCCUUCACUUGGACCAACAAUAAAGAUGCCGGAAGUCGGAUUUACUCACGCUUGGACCGGUUUCUGAUCAAUUCAUCCAUUAUGGAUGAAUUUCAGGGCUUGAAGGUUAAGCAUCUCUCUCGGCUUACCUUUGACCAUUUUCCCAUCCUCUGUUCUGUUCAGGCGGGUGUGAGGAGGGCCUACUCCUCAUGGAUCCGGUUUGAAGAUGUCUGGGCCAGCUAUCCGAGGGCGUGGCAAUUGGUUAUGGAGAAAUGGAAGGUACAUGACUCUGGCUCGGAAGCGACGAUCCUACAGAGAAAGUGCAAGAGGACUCUAAAGGCACUGUUCUUUUGGAGUAUGAAUAAAAUCAAGUUAUUGAACCAGCUGAAGGAUGAGCUUGACCGUGAGAUCAGCAUUCUACAGGAAAUUGAUUGCUCUCCUUCAGGCCUCUCUAAGGCACAGUCUGAGUCUCUCAAAUAUAAGGUUCAGCUGUUGAAGGCAACUCUGACCAGGAUCAUGACUUGGUGGGGGAACGUGCGAAGGUACAAUGGAUUGAGGAGGGGGAUGGGAACACACAUUUCUUCCACAACAUGGCGUCGGCGAGAAGGAGGACCAAUCUCAUUGAUCAGCUCAAGCAUCCGGACGGGAGGAUUAUUACUGAUUAGACCGAGAUUUUGA